This is a messenger RNA of Cutaneotrichosporon oleaginosum, 372 nucleotides long. RefSeq lists its product as uncharacterized. The record is from RefSeq and is a predicted model, not a curated record. Lineage: Eukaryota; Fungi; Basidiomycota; Tremellomycetes; Trichosporonales; Trichosporonaceae.
AUGUUUGCCAACCUCCUCCUCCUCCUCGCCCCCCUCGCCCUCGCUCAAUCCUUUGUCCCCCCUGCCCAGUGCGUCACUCAGUGCAUCGGUAUCGCCGACCUCAAUACCAAGUGCGCGCCUCUUGCGAACGACCUCCCCGCCUUCGCCGACUGCGUUAAGCCCCUUUGCUCUGGCGCUCAGCGCGCUGAGCUCGAGAAGUGCACUAAGUGCACCUCCGAGGCUAAUGACGAGCCCAUCGAGCUAUAUUGGGAGAGAUUCGACAUGGUGUGCUCUGCUGCUGGCGUUAACAAUGCAGCGUCAGCUGGGGUCUGCGCUGUGGCCGCGCCCCUCCUCCCUGCUCUUGUUGUCGCUUUUGGUGCCGUCCUUCUCUAA